This is a messenger RNA of Cladocopium goreaui, 1002 nucleotides long. The record is from the annotation of a GenBank genome assembly. Lineage: Eukaryota; Dinophyceae; Suessiales; Symbiodiniaceae.
AUGGCUAUGCAGGCAUUGGGUUCCAUCCGGGAACUCUCAAUCCAAUGGCAGCAGCCAGUAAGGACAUUGAUCGACCUCACCAAGAUCAUGAUGUUCGACUUCCAUUUCGUCCGAACUUCUUGCUUCUUUGGAACAGACAGUCCCGUGCUGUAUUUUGUCAGUCGCCUGCUCACAUGUCCCAUUGCUUGCAUUCUUCUAAUAUGCAGUUGGGUGCUGAACAAGAUGCUCGGGCGGCGCAAACCAUUCAACACUGUCAUGAACCAGUGUGGAUUGUUGAUCUUCGCUUUCUUCCUGUCCAUCACCCGCAGCACACUGAUUCCUUUUCAGUGUGUGACCAGCCCAAAUGGAAGUAGCUCAAUGUUGCUGCACCCGGGCAUUAUUUGUUUUGAGUCCAAAGAUCAUGCACUUUUCGUGUGGCUUGCAGUUGCAGGAAUAGUGACUCAGCCUGUGGCCGUCCUUGGGUUGGCAACCUAUGUCAUUUGCAGCUAUCCAUCGCAAGUAGCCAGUGGGAAGGGGCAGCGCUUCGCAACUCGAUAUCGCUUCCUGCUCCACCGAUUUAAGCCUGAUGCGUACUACUACGGCUUGGUGCUGCUCUAUCGUAAUGCUUUGGUUGCUCUGAUGCCUACUGUUCUGGUUGGUAUUCCGGAAGUUCAAGUGCCACUCAUGGGCAUGAUUUUGAUUGCCGUCCAGAAUCUUCAGAUCCACACAGCUCCGUGGCGCACAGGCUUGGCCAAUCUGGUGGAUGUUCUUUUGACCGACCUUCUUCUGGUAAUUUUACUGAGCGCUGGGCCCUUGCUACUGACGGACAAGACACAGUCCGCCACAGUGCUUGGCUGGCUUCUUUGCAUACCAGUUCUUUCCAUGUUGCUUGUGGCUUUAGUUGGAUUUGUCAAAGUUGGCCCUAAAGCAUAUUCAGCGGAAUACAAAGCUUUAUGGUAUCUUCCUAUGCCAUCACAAGGCCGGUGGGGGCAGCCUGAGCCGCCUGCUGAAGAUCCUGAUUAG